This is a messenger RNA of Entamoeba invadens IP1, 600 nucleotides long. RefSeq lists its product as hypothetical. NCBI's taxonomy places the organism in Eukaryota, Evosea, Mastigamoebida, Endamoebidae. The transcript has a single exon. The record is from RefSeq and is a predicted model, not a curated record. Bases 1 to 600 code for a protein of 199 amino acids.
AUGACUUCAGAAUCUCGACAAAAAGAGAAGUUGCGAUGUAUAAAAGAACGGACCUUACUGACUCACUUACAAUGUGCACUUAUUGCUUUCAUAUCAGCCAAGGCGGAUAUCAAGUUGUCACCACCAAAACGAGUAAGUCGUUUAUCUCAAGACUUUCUUAAUAUUAGCUCAAUCACAUUUUUAACUGAAACCACUUUGUUCACUUUAAACUUGAAAGAUUUUAUUAAAAGAAGAAAGAAGGAAAAACUUAUCCAAAUGAUGAAAGAUGGAAUUGAUUAUAGAAUUAUGGAAAGGAAAAUACAAAAUGAAAAGAAAAGAGAGAUUCUACAUGUAUUAGAGGAUAUAUUGUUUGAAGACGGUUUCGUUGUAUAUUACGAAAACGAGAAUAGAGAGGGAAUCAGAGGUAAUGUUUUUAUUCAAAUGCCCGAUAAGCAGAUUGUUAAUAAAGAAAUGAUUAUCAAACUUGGUGAGUCAAUAGAAAAGUACUGCUCUGAAAGAUUUAUCCAAAAAAAGAAACAAAAUAUAUCAAAAGAAAUGAUUAUAUUAACAAAAGAAAGAGUACUGAAUAUUAUCAAUGAAACUGUUGUUAAUAAGGUUUAA